This is a messenger RNA of Oppia nitens, 1368 nucleotides long. RefSeq names its product putative inorganic phosphate cotransporter. Gene Ontology annotation, biological process: monoatomic anion transport; transmembrane transport. Gene Ontology annotation, molecular function: transmembrane transporter activity. Lineage: Eukaryota; Metazoa; Arthropoda; Arachnida; Sarcoptiformes; Oppiidae. The record is from RefSeq and is a predicted model, not a curated record. The transcript has 7 exons. The coding region runs from base 1 to 1368 and encodes 455 amino acids.
AUGUCCAAAUCUACUAAUAGUAAACAAUCAUCUAGCAACAAUAGUAUUAUUAAUAUUAUUAAACACCAUGAUAAUAUUAGUAGCGAUGCUUGUAAUAUAUUUGAUGACCAUGGUGAUACUAAUAAUAAUUAUCAACAAAAUCAUCAUGGUGAAUUUGAUUGGUCCGAAUCAACCCAAAGUCAAAUAUUGGGCGCAUUUUUCUACGGCUAUCUAGUGUUUCAAAUAGUUGGCGGACGACUGGCCGAAAUGUUUGGCGCCAAAUGGUUGUGCGCCGGAGGUAUGACCGUAUCGCUGAUGAUCAACGCACUGACACCAUUGAUAGCCCGAACCCGAAUCUAUUGGCUAUUGAUUGGCAGUCGUGUAGUGCUCGGUAUGUUUCAGGCAUUCAUAUUUCCAUCGUUGUAUGCAUUGUUUUCUAAAUGGGCACCCGAUAAUGAGCGCAGUACAUUUCUAUCGUUACUGUCGGUCGGCGGCAAUGCCGGCACUAUUGCCGCAAACGCAAUGUCCGGCUAUUUGGCCCGACACGGGUUUGCCGGCGGUUGGCCAUCAGUUUUCUAUGUAUCGGCAAUCAUAUGUAGCGUAUGGCUACUGAUGUGGUCAUUGCUAAUAACUAGUGAACCCCGCGAUCAUCCAUGUAUUACACAUCGGGAGCUUCUCUAUAUUAAGCCAUCUAAUACUGUUGAUGGUAGUGGUGAUAGUAAUCAGAAAAAACUACCGGUUCCCUGGUUGGCUAUCCUAAUGUCCAAACCGGUUUGUCUAUUAUUUAGCGGAUUAAUUGCCGAUUUUAUUUUACGCCAACAGUUGAUUAGCAAAACAUUGUUGAGAAAACUAUUUGAAUCAAUUUCUACUAUUGGAUCGGCAAUAUGUUUGGCAGCCAUACCAUGGGCUCAAUGUAACAAUAGUCUAGUGAUUGCUUUAAUAUUAAUUGCUAUGCUAUUGUUUGGUACGCAAGCUGGCGGUGAUAUAGCUAUAGUUGCAGAUAUGACCAACAAUUUUACGGCCACUGUGUUUGCCAUCGCCAACACUCUGGCAACGGUUUGCGGUUUCAUAACACCGCUGGUCAUCGGCUACAUAGUGGAGGCCAGUCCCGACCGACCCCGUCGGCAAUGGAGUUAUAUAUUCUAUAUGUCGGCCGCUGUCAGUGUUUUGGGUGGUAUUGUUUUCCUGGUGUUUGGAUCGGCCGAUCGGCAACCAUGGGAUAGGGAUGAUGUGGUCGUAGUGGUGGUUGACGAGGAGGAGGAGGAGGUAGUAGUUGAGGACAGGGAUGUAGUAGUAGUAGAAGUCAUAGAUACUAACACAGAUACGAUCGUUCCCGUCGACAAUGGGCUUUACGGGCUUUCUAUAUGUCGGCGGCGGCUAUCAGUUUAG